AUGUCGUUCGCUUACAAGUUCAGGUACAUCGUCGUCGGCGACACAGGGGUUGGGAAGUCAUGCCUCCUGCUGCAGUUCACCGACAAGCGGUUCCAGCCCGUGCACGACCUGACCAUCGGCGUCGAAUUUGGACAGCGCAUGGUCACCAUCGGCAAGAAGAAAAUAAAGCUUCAGAUCUGGGACACGGCAGGCCAGGAGGCUUUCAGGUCAAUCACUAAAUCCUACUACAGAAGUGCGGCCGCUGCUCUUCUCGUUUAUGACAUCACCAGGAGGGAGACCUUCAACCACGUCGCGAGCUGGCUGGAAGAAAUGAGGGAGCAGGCGGACGGCAACAACAACAUCACCAUCAUGCUGGUCGGAAACAAAUCAGAUUUAGCUCAGAGGCGAGCCGUCAGCACGGAAGAGGGCGAGCAGUUCGCCAAGGAGAACGGCCUCGCCUUCAUGGAGACCUCGGCCAGGACCCGGCACAACGUGGAGGAGGCAUUCCCUCAAAGCUCGUCCAUGGUGUGCCAGAAGAUCCAGGAAGGUGCCAUCGAUCUGUCCAAGGUGAGUGCCGUACUGCAUUAUGUUGUCUUGUAUUUUUUGCUAGCAGGUGCUUAUGGGGUUCAUUUGACCAUUGUUGUUUCUCUUGCAGAGUAGUGGUGUCACGCCCGGAGGUGAUGAUUUCAGUCGUCUCGAGCCUCUGCCUCCGUCUCGAGCCUCCGUCUGCUGCAGCA
Aegilops tauschii subsp. strangulata is the source of this 716-nucleotide messenger RNA. NCBI's taxonomy places the organism in Eukaryota, Viridiplantae, Streptophyta, Magnoliopsida, Poales, Poaceae. The record is from RefSeq and is a predicted model, not a curated record.